Molecule: messenger RNA, 561 nt
Organism: Chondrus crispus (carragheen)
Lineage: Eukaryota; Rhodophyta; Florideophyceae; Gigartinales; Gigartinaceae
Exons: 1
Coding region: 1-561 (186 amino acids)
Biological process (GO): GMP salvage; IMP salvage; guanine salvage
Molecular function (GO): hypoxanthine phosphoribosyltransferase activity; magnesium ion binding
Source: RefSeq, a predicted model, not a curated record
AUGGAGUCCGGUGCGCCCGUCCCCGCCCAAUGGACCUCUGUCGUCAGCGAGGUCCUCAUCGGCACGCAUGCCCUUUCAAAGCGAAUUUUCGCACUCGGGGACCAGAUUUCCAGUGAUUACGCCGGUCUCAACCCCCUCCUCAUUGUCGUCUUGAAGGGCUCGUACAUGUUUGCAUCUGACUUGUCCCGGAGCGUGACGGUUGAGCAUGAGCUCGAGUUCAUCCGCGCCCGCUCGUACGUCGGUACCCGAAGCUCGGGGAGCGUCACUAUCCAAGGGCUCGACGAUGUCUCCCUGAAAGGUCGUCACCUCAUCGUCAUCGAAGAUAUCGUCGAUACGGGCCUCACCCUCACUAACCUUUACAAAAGCUUCGAGGGGCAGGGUGCCGCCAGCAUUAAGACUUGCUCGCUACUCGAGAAAGAAACUACCAGAAGGCCCGAAAGCGUGCCGCAUAUCGACUAUGUCGCCUUCAAGAUCCCGGACAAGUUUGUCAUCGGAUAUGGCCUGGACGUCGAUCAGCGCUUUCGCCAUCUGCCCUUUGUCGGUGUCUUCAAGCAACCAUGA